Molecule: messenger RNA, 6485 nt
Organism: Pelodiscus sinensis (Chinese soft-shelled turtle)
Lineage: Eukaryota; Metazoa; Chordata; Testudines; Trionychidae
Source: RefSeq, a predicted model, not a curated record
AUUUUGCUGCAGGAUCAGCUAAGAAGAGGUUUGUCAGGGGCCAAGAUCUGAUUAACACACACUGGAAAUUAUUCAUCAUGGAUAACAACAAUAUCUUUCUUGGGGAUAAAAUAUGGAAAAUUUGGACUUGGUGAAAGCUGUGCAAGAAGUCUCCCAGUCUUCUAUAGAAUCUGAUAUCAGAAGUUCCUACAACUCUGGCUGUAACUUGAAUACUAACAGAAAUAGUCCCUUAUCCAAUCCGAAUGGAGUUUCCAAUUUCUCAGGGAAGAUCAGCCCCUCCUUAAGUCCUGGUUCUGUUGAAGUACUGGCUUCCUUUAUGCAAGAUAUACAAAAGAGUGGAAGGACAGACUCAGAAAUUUUGAAGAACUGUGAGACUAGCUGGAUACAGUUAUUCAAACUGGUGGAGAAACAGUGUCAAGAACAGAUAGUUGCCCAGCAAGAGCAGUUCCAUCAUCAAAUCCAAUGUAUACAGAAUGAGAUAAGACAUUUAGUGAAGUUGCAGAACAGUAAUGCUUCAUGGGAUUUCUUCAACAGCAAAAGUUCUCCUGCCAAACUUGCAAACAAUUUCUCUUCAUUAGAAAGUCAAAUGGGGUUGUGUUCUGAAACCUUUGAAGAAACUGGAUGCGUUGUCAAUCAUCUUAAAUCUAAUGAAGCUGAAAAUCUGCCAAAAGCAUCUGCAGAGCAUCAGGAGUGUUUAAAUAGUAUUUCAAUGAGCAGUGGGUAUGGUACCCUUUCUGCAUCAGAACUGAAUGCUAGGAAAUCAAAAGACAUUAAGAAGUGCAUGGGCUAUACAGAGAAGAUUUUAAAAGGACAGGGUGAUGCACCAGUGACACAGAAGGAUUCAGUUGUAACCAAUGUACAAACUAAAAGAGAACUUAUACAAAAAACUGAGAAAUAUUUUCCAUCACAACCUGCUGAAUCUGAGCAUCAAGUUACUGAAGGUCAAUGUGGAAAAACAAACUGUAAAUAUCUAACAUCAUGGGCACAAAAGCUGAAACAAAACCAACCGAAAAGAACAAAUAUGGAAGAAGGAGGGUACAUGCAUUCUGUGCAAGGAAAUGAACAAGCAAAGAAAUUAACAUUUGAGAAUACUAGUGUUACUGCUGCUGCUUCACCAUCUUACACUUUUUACCUCAGCCAACCAAAUGAAAGUCCAAAUUCCUUAGCAUCUGAAGCUUCAGGUAUAGUUAACUAUAGUUUAUUACUAUUAGUGAUGUUCCUAGAACACUUCCCCAAGGACAAGCAUCAGAUAUUAAUAUCAGUAGUCCAGGUGGACUAUAUUGCCUCAAGGGCUGCCUUACAAAUUUCCCUCAACAUCGCGGACACAGUGGCUUGUACCACAGCAACAUCGGUGGUAAUGCAAAGAUCAUCUUGGCUCCAGUUGGCGUUGGUGUCCAAAAAACUACAAGCAAAGGUAGAGGAUUUUCUGUGCCACAGGCAGAGUCUGUUUGCUGAAAAGACUGAUCAAGUCCUCCACUCAGUCUCUGACCUGCAGCGCUGGGACGAGCCUGACACACGUAGAGUGGAGAGGACACACCUCGAAGAACCGUCAUUACUGCACAAGUCAUCUUCUGGUGAUGAGAUGAAGCCAUCAUUGAAGGAUAUUUAUCAUAAAAAACAAAGGGAAGGCAAGCAGCUGUCAGAAUGGAAUCUCAUUUCUCCAUCCCAGCCAACUCAUCCACCAGAGGUCUUAACACUAGAUCCAACACUGCACAUGAAACCCGGUGAGCAAAUUCCAGGACAUUGUUUUGUCAGUACUCUCGAUGAGAAGACUCCCUUUUCUCCAGACUCUAUGGUGGAUCCCACUUUUUCAAGUCAUUCGGACACUGAUUCAUUUUCACAUAUAAGCAAUAUUACUUCAUCUCAACUAUGCGGUUCUCCAAAAUAUACUUCCAGUACUAAAGUUUUACAUUUGGACCCCUGGGAAAAUAAUCCAUUCCAAAAUGAAAGCAAGGUUGGCUGUUCUUUUCCGAUGGCACAUGCUGAUACUAGUAAUGAUCUGUUAAUGAAAAUUGAGGAUGAAGAAAGUUUAACAUUAACUCCAUCUUCAAUCAUCCAGUCCCAGGUUCCAUGUGCUGAUAACAGUUCACCAGAAUAUAGUAUUUCAGUGACAUCCUUUGAAGAUCCAAUGAUGUUGUCAAAGAUUAGGCAAAACUUGAGGAAAAAACAUGCUCGACACAUUGCUGAUCUACGAGCUUAUUAUGACUCAGAAAUCCAGAGCUUAAAACAGGAACUUGAAGCAAGCUAUAAAACUGCUUCAUCUGAAGAGCUGAAGAAAAUCAAUCAAAAUCUUGUUGACAGGUGUGGCCAGUUAGAUGCUGCUCUCAAUGAAGCUAAUACUCGCAUGAGAACCCUUGAAAAUAAGAACAAUAAGCUAGAAAUGCAAGUUACAGAUUGGAGAGAACGCUUCUAUGCAGUUAGUAAUACUUCCAAAGUUUUGCAAGAGCGUAUUGAAGAAAUGCGCACAAGUCAUAAAGAGAAGGAUAACACAAUCAGCCGUCUAAAAUCUAGGCUUAAGGAUCUAGAAGAAGCAUUUGAAAAGGCUUACAAGUUGUCAGAUAAUAAAGAUGCUAGGUUAAAGGAAGAAAAUAAAAUGUUUCAAGACCUUCUUGGAGAAUACGAAUCCCUUGGAAAAGAACAUGAAAGAGUAAAGGAUACAUUGAAUGCAACUGAAAAUAAAUUGCUUGAUGCAAACACCCAGAUUUCUGAUUUGAAAAGAACAAUUUCAAAACUUGAAGCUCAGAUCAAGCAGGUAGAACAUGAAAAUAUGUUGAAACUCCGCCAUAUUACUGAAAGUCAUUCAAAAACAAGUCAUGCCAACAAGCUGACAGCUUCUGAUGUAAAUAGACGGAAGUGGUUGAUAUCAGGAGCAGAGUAUUCAAUCUUCACAGGCCAACCAUUAGAAAAUCAAGAAUGCAAUAUGGAUAACAGACUGGAGGAAACCUACAUUCCUUCUAGGGACCAUUCUCCUCCAGAAAAGGACUCUUCACAAGAAGACACUACAACAUAUGUAAUUGAAAAAAAAGAAAAUGAAGCACCGGACACACCAAUUAUGAGAGCCCUUAAAGAACUUGAAGGAAAAGCAUUUAAAAGUUGGGGAACACAGACAGAAAAAGAAGACACUUCAACUAAGACAUCAAAUCGACGUCAUACAGUUGGAUUUGAUGAAAGCACUUUCAGUGCCCAUCGGUCUCCAGAGAAAUGCAAAGAUCAACAAAGACCAAAAAGAUAUAGCUCACCUAGUGGGCAGAGGUCAUCAUCCCUCCCACCUUCAAACAGGAAGACAAACACACCAACAAGAAGAGAGAUAAUGCUGGCACCUGUGUCUGUGACAUACAGUCCAAAACGAUCUCCAAGAGAGAACCUGUCUCCAGGAUUUAGCCACUUGCUUGGCAAAAAUGAAAACACAAUGACGAGAUUCAAUAUACUUCUGGAUGAUUUGGAAAUUGCUCCUACGUCUACACUGCAACAUAGCAAUCCAAGAAAACGACUCCAGUUUCUUUCGCUAGAUGAUACAGAAGGAAGACAGCUUUCAGGUAAAGGUAUUGACAGCUAUGUUAAACACAGUUCUUGCACUGAAUCUUUGCACACUGGAAUGAAGAAAGAAACUGAGAGAUCUGGUUGGGAAGAGAGGAAUAUACCACACAAAAAUGAAAAAAGUGUUUCUCCAUCAGUAUAUGAUGCUGAUUUCAAGUAUACAUCAAGAACUAAGACAUUAGCUGAAACUGAAAGACUUUUUGAUGAACUCACACAAGAAAAGCAACAGAUUGAGGCUGCAUUAACGGGGGGAAGAAUGACCUUACAAGCAAGAUUAAACCAGGAAGCUCUGGAAGAUCGCUUGGAAAGGAUUAAUAGAGACUUGGGCUCAAUCCGUAUGACACUGAAAAGAUUUCAUGUUUUACGUACCUCUGCAAAUCUUUGAGACCUGUAUCCAUUAAAUUCAGAUAUGCUUUUGUUUGCACUAAUGUAUAAUUAUGCACACACAAAUGCAAAUUGUUUCGUAUUUUUGUAAACCCUCAAUAGCAGUUUUACAACCAUUAUCCUUUACACACAGCAAUAUUUUGUACUUCAAAUAGGCACAUAUAUUUAAGCAUAUUUUCUUACACUUGAGAAAUCAAUCUGUUGUGUAUUUUACUAUUUUUAAAAAAGUGAAUUAUUUUUAAAUAGUGUAUAAGAAUUCUGUUUAUAAGGAAGUAAACUGAGGCAGCUUGUUUUCUGAACAGAAUCAUGUUGUAAUUCCUUUGCUGUUCAUUUUGCUCACCAUUUUAUAGAGAUUAGUAUCUACAUUGUAAAUAAUAGGUACUGUGACAUUUUGAACUUUUAUAUUGUGCAGAAAGCAACACGAAGCUUCUGUGGUGUUCAUAACUACAAGCUUAUGGUAAAUAUCUUUUAUGGUAAAUACCUUUUAUUUAAAAUAUCAUGGCUUGCUUUUUAAUUUGUUGUUGUGACACAUCUUAAAUAAAUGCAUAUCUGCAAUGUGGAAUUCUUUUAAGUAUCCAUCUGUAUAAAUGCAAGUAACUAUACAAACUGAAUUUUUUUCAAAAUUAUAUUUCUUGUGUGAUGGAGUUAAGGUAUGACAGAGCCACAUGAGUUAAUUUUUUUCUUUAUCAUUGACACUAAUUUAUUUAGAAUCCUGGUCAAACUAUUCAGGGCUAAAUUUUGUUUCAUGCCAUCUGGUCUUGUCCUCAGAUAUCUCAAUGUUGUUAAAUAAGACUGCUUUCCCAAGAGGCUUAGAGAACGAAAAGUAUAGGAAGCUCUUCAAGUGUCUAGAGGUUGCACAAACAGUAAAACCUUUAUCGCAGCUUAUGAGGAACAUCUUCCCAUUAUGAACCUAAAUUAAUGUUGAAAAGGAGUUUUCAAGUUACAGGAGGGUUGAGUGUUGAACACAGUCUGCAUAUAGUGUGAAGAUACAGAGCACUGCAGAACUAUGUGCAUGGCAGCAUCAGUAGAGGGCCUUUUAUGUAUAGAUAUCCUUUUCAUGCCCCUCACAGUCUGAAAUAAAGGCCUCACUCAGGUGGGGAACCCUUUUUGGGCUGGGGGCCAUUGACACACUGAAAAAUCAGUCAAGGGCUGCACAAAAGUCAGAAGCAAAAACAAAACAAAAACCCUUCACUGAUGUGGCCCCCAGCUGAGAAGCAGAAAAUCCGACUUCCCACAGUACCCUUGCACACCAGAGCUGGGGGAGGAGGGAUAGCUAAUACGUUUUGUGAGCCUGCCUAGGACCGGGGUGGGGCCAAAAUGACGGGUUCAGCGUAUGGGAGAGGGCUGCUGGGAAAUAGGCGUGGGGUUUGGGUCAGAAGGGAGGGUGCAGAAGAGGAGGGAGGUACAGGAUUGGGCUGGGGCGAGAGGGCUGAGUGGGAGGUAGUGUGCAGGAGUGUGGUGGGAGGUAUGGGGUCUGGAUGAUGGAGGGGUAUGCUUGCCUAGCAGGAGGACAUGGGGCUGGAACACCUGAAUCCAGGCUGUAGGUUCCCUCUCCCCACCCCGCUCUAGAUACUUGAAGAGUGCCUUAUAUUUCUUCCCUCCUAGCCUUUUGGGAGAGGAGUUGCUGUUCUCUGUUUCCUCUAUUUGUAAUCAUUAUGAGUAAUUAAAAGUAACAAUCAGUGUAAUCACUCAAAUAUCUCACAGCUAUUUUCCCUUGAGGAAACAUUUUGCUGUAGUAAUUGUGUACUUAAUGUUUCUACUUUGUCUUGAUAAAAUUCACACACACAAAAUGAAGGGACGUAUAAUGACUAUAAUACUUGACAUAGAAAUGUAUUCUGUACUAUGCUUCAGGAAGUACAGUGUAUUUGAGCGAAAGAGUUGAGUUCUGUUUUACUUUGGCUUUUAGGUGUUUCUGUAUAAUUUAUCAUUCUAGUUUCAGAUUUUGCUUCAGUACUUUUGUAACCAGUGAUUUCUUUAUAUAGUUUUAGCAAUUAGAAGCAAUACUGCAUUAUGUCUGGGUGACUGUAUAUUAUUAUAUUCUUUUUUAGCUUGCUUACUCUUGGCCUGUGUUACCAGAUCAUUUCUAGCAUUGUUGCUAUGUCUCAACAACUCUACUGUAUAAAGUUCAGACACAAUGGAUUACACUGAGUGCUAACCAAGUUUCUCUCCAUGACACUCCAGGACCAUGGAAAUCUAACCACAAUUGUUUUUGUUUUUUAAAUAUACCCAGAACAUAAGAAUGGCCAUCCUGGGUCAGACCAAAGGUCCAUCUAGCCUAUUAGCCUGUCUGCUGUCAGUGGCAAGCACCAGGUGCCCCAGAGGGGGUGGACCGAAGACAAUGAUCAAGCGAUUUGUCUCGUGCCAUCCUUCUCCAGCCUCUGACAAACAGAGGCCAGGGACUCCACUUCUACCCCCUGGCUAAUAGCCUUUUAUGGACCUGACCUCCAUGAAAUUAUCUAGCUUCUCUUUAAACUCUGUUACUAAUCAUCAGGCUGUCUCUGUUCUAAUAAAAGUUAUGUUCACACAUUUAAAAAAUAAAAUUUGCCUUUUACACUUACAACAAA